GUUAUGUGUUCGCCACUCACAAUAUUGCACAGCUUGUUUGCGUAGACAAAGCUCAGUCUGACUUUCACAAAGCAGACUCCUUAUAGAGAAACUACACUUUGAUUGUCUCUGUGUGCUGAUAUUUGAUUCACAUCAUUUGUCAUGUAUUCAUGAGAUGAAAAACAUCUUUUCUUAAAGUAAAAAGUUACAUUUUCUUUUAAAGACUUGCACCUUUAGAUCUUUUACACUCGAUAGUUGAAUGGAAAUGAUACCUUGAAUGCACCUAUGGUUGCCUUGGAUAAAAGCGUCUGCAAAAGUUAAAUCGUAAUACAUUUUUUAAUACUUCAGCUUCCUCCAUACUCCACCUGCUUCCUGCAUAGCUCGAGGCCUUCUGACCCCACAGAAGAAUCCCAAUGGAGCUGUCAUGGCCCACAUUUCCUCUUAAUAUCUUUCUCACUCCCAAAUCCUCACUUCCUGAUGUCAGCUGUCCACAACACGAGCUGCUGCUUAUCAACCGACUGCUGACUCAAGUCAUUCAAAAAACGAAAUAAACUGAAAUAACUCCUGAACAGUGAGCACACAAAAAAGAGUUUUCCAGACUUCGGAAUGUUGUUCUUGGCAGCCAUGUGGCCGACCAGCUAAUGGGUUAACAGAGCUCGGAGGAGCGAUUGGUUUGUUUCAGACCGACUCUCACUAGUUGGAUAAAGAUUUGUUAGAAAACAUUGUUCAGUUGAAGUGAGAUUAGUUGCUCUGAAGAAGUGUUUAGUUUCUGAGCAGAUUUUAAUAUUGGACUUUUCAAUGGACAGUUAACGGUGGAUGUUUUUUCAAAACAAUGACAUUAGACCUUUUUAUCUGGACUUUAUAUUUUACAUUUUUGUUCCAUGGAUGAUGCCAAUCUGAAAUGAAAUUCAUGAAAUGGAUGUAAUCAAAGCAAUGAUAUUUCUUACUUUGGCAUAUCCUAAUGCUGUGUGUGAAUCAUCUCUGUUUGUGCUACUGCAGAAGUAUUGCGAAGCUCUUUCUGCUCUGCACAACAUUACAGGUCUCUACUGUAACGCAACGACGGAUGAGAUCGGAACUUGCUGGCCCAGAAGCAACUCUGAUCGUGUAGUUGAGCGACCGUGUCCGGAGUACAUCAACGGCGUCAAAUACAACACUACUAGAAGCGCAUAUAGAGAGUGCUUGGAAAAUGGCACAUGGGCGCUGAAGAGUAACUACUCCAACUGUGAGCCCAUUUUAGAGGAAAAGAGGAAAUACCCUAUGCAUUAUAAGAUAGCCCUCAUUAUAAAUUACUUUGGUCACUGUAUAUCUGUUGGAGCUCUAGUUAUCGCCUUCAUUCUCUUCAUGUGCUUAAGGAGCAUCCGAUGCCUUCGCAAUAUAAUCCAUUGGAACUUAAUUACGACGUUCAUUCUAAGGAAUGUAAUGUGGUUUUUGCUUCAGUUGAUUGACCACAACAUUCAUGAGACCAAUGAGCCCUGGUGUCGUCUCAUAACAACAAUCUAUAAUUACUUUGUGGUGACCAAUUUCUUCUGGAUGUUUGUGGAGGGCUGUUAUCUCCACACAGCUAUUGUGAUGACAUAUUCCACAGACAAGCUCAGAAAAUGGGUCUUCCUCUUCAUCGGAUGGUGUAUACCGUGUCCAAUAAUUGUAGCGUGGGCCAUUGGAAAGCUUUACAGGGAAAACGAACAAUGCUGGUUUGGGAAAGAACCUGGAAAAUAUAUAGACUACAUUUAUCAAGGGCCUGUGAUUCUAGUUCUUCUUAUCAACUUUGUGUUCCUGUUCAACAUUGUACGCAUUUUAAUGACAAAGCUAAGAGCCUCCACCACAUCUGAAACAAUACAAUACAGGAAAGCUGUGAAGGCAACUUUGGUACUGCUGCCGUUGCUCGGUAUAACGUACAUGCUGUUCUUUGUGAAUCCAGGAGAGGAUGACAUAUCUCAGAUAGUCUUUAUCUAUUUCAACUCAUUUCUACAAUCGUUUCAGGGAUUCUUUGUGUCAGUAUUUUACUGCUUUCUUAAUGGCGAGGUGCGAUCCGCAGCCAGAAAGCGCUGGCAUCGCUGGCAGGAUAACCAUGCUUUGCGAGUUCGAGUGGCAAGGGCUAUGUCCAUACCCACCUCGCCCACCCGCAUCAGCUUUCACAGCAUCAAACAGACCACGGCAGUCUGACCUUUGCACGAUUGCUUUUGCUCAUUUCUAAUUCAGCCACACAGAUGGACUGCAAGUGUGUGGCGCGCUGGCGCGAGACACAGAGUGAUUGUUUGCCUUUCUGAUGGCCUGAUGUGUGUCUUCCAGUAACCUGUGAAUUUAAUUUAUGAAUUUUAAAAAACGUCCUUCUCAAUCAGCCGUUUCUUACCGUUUUAAUAAUACACUCUGAGAAAAAAUGGUACAAAACCAUUUGGACGGUACCCCUUAACUCUUUCCCUGCCAGCAUUUUUUUUAAGUUGCCAGCCAGCGCCAUUUUUCAUUAUUUUCACAAAAGUUUAAUGCCUUCCAAUGUUCGUCUUUAAAUAUAUGAACAUACAAUAUAUAAAAUGAAAGAGCAGACCCUCUGCUUUCAAAAAAAAACAUUUUAUCCUACCUUCAUUAGUUCUCUUUUUAUCACCUCUCAAAUAUGGGUAGGUUUCUUCAAAAACACAAAAUUUUGAGCAAAAAGCUUCCUUCAAAUUCAAAGUGAUCCUCAAAACAUACACGGAGUUCUUUCUCAUUCACAUGAGGUGUUACUUUCAGGUUGUAUAAGUUGCAGACCACCUGGUGGAUAAUAGUGGUAUUGCGGAAAGCCGAAAAUUCUCGUCAUUGGCAGGGAAGCAUUUUCUUUUAAUUGCCGAGAUAACUCGUCAAUGGCGGGGAAAGAGUUAAAAAGGUCCUAAUCUGUACCAUUUACUGUAGGUCCAGAUACAGUAUGUAUACCAAUAUGAGAUACUUAUAUGCACUCUUUAAGUACAAAUGUGUACUUUUUUAAAAAGGGUAAAGCCCCAGUGAAAGCUUUUGUAUCUUGAGAGUGUAACUAAAACGUUUCCCUUUGAGCAAAUGCAGAUGGCAUGUCACUAUAUAUCAUCUGGUUUAUUUAUUAAUCAAUUUUUUAUAAUAUGUCGGCAAGCAUACUGUUAUACUUUUACAUUUUUUAUUAAUAUUCUUCUUCUGAUACUUCACAGUACAUGUAUGUCUUGAACCGUCACGCAAGCAAAUAUGAAACCCUGAAAGUUCCUAAGCAGAAAAAUCCUUUUAUAUCUUUUUAAUAUCUGUAUCUGUCAUGUCUUCUAAUGCAGAUUGCGAUCUGUUUACGCUUCUAAUGUACCAUGAGCCCUGCGGUAUCAUUCAAAUUCAUCUGUGAAGAACAGAACGUGCUGUUACUCAGCCAAUCUCGCAGGUGUUCAUAUCCCUCUGUUCUGCCAUUUUAGGCUGGUUGGUCCUGCUGGGACCCGUCUUAGGCCAGUGAACUCUGUCUGGCCUCUGUGGAACAGCUUCCUUAUCUCAUUGCAUGACAAAAUCACCUCAUAUGAUAGUGCCCGGCAGCCCGGGCUUGAGUCUACAUUAUGACCAAAGAAAUGAAAGUAGGGUGCAUGAUCAUGGAGGAAAGAAAAGUAAUAGAUGAGAAGAAAAGUAAAGAGUGGGCAGAGGUAAGAUCAAAUAUCAAGAGAAAUUAGACUUUCUUAUGGUAUGACCCCCUUAAGGUCCACCAGAUUGAAUUUUAACAGCUGUUGAGAAUUCCGUGCCAGCCAUGAUUGUGUGUUUGUGGUAUUUGAAUUUAGAAAUAUUUCCUGACCUGCGAUUUAGCUUUUUUGCCCAAAGCAGUUUACAGAGCCUCUUCCCCUGGCUAAACUGUGGCAUUAAACUGUGGAUUUGUUUCCAUAGCCCCGUAUUUCUGCAAACUUUGUGUCAGCAACCAAAAUCGUUUGUUGAAUCAAAAAUGAAAAUUAGCCCAUAUUUAAAGGAACAGUAUGUAAGAAAUCUAUAUCAAUGAAUCAUAAAAUGGCCCUAAUAUGUCACUAGACAUUAAGAAAUCAUUUUCAUUUCAAAUACUUAUAUCACUGACAACAGUGGUCUGGCCAGGAUAUUGUCAUUUAAAAAGUGGAGUUGCAGCCCUCAACUGAUGUUUAUGUUGUCAUUUUGUGUAUUGGCCACCAGUUGUGUGAUUGCAGUACCAGUUUUAGCCACAAGUUUUGUGAUUGCAAUACCAGUUUUGGCCACAAUCCUACAUACUGUUCCUUUAAUGGCGCUUUUCCAUUGCAUAGUACCCCACGGUUUGGUGUGGUUUGGGUCAGGUCAGCUUACUUUUGGGGGCUUUUCCACUGGGUGCAGUACGUAGUACCUGACUUUUUUUAGUACCACCUCGG
Messenger RNA from Misgurnus anguillicaudatus (oriental weatherfish), 4310 nucleotides. RefSeq names its product corticotropin-releasing factor receptor 2 (gene crhr2). Gene Ontology annotation, cellular component: axon terminus; dendrite; plasma membrane. The record is from RefSeq and is a predicted model, not a curated record. Gene Ontology annotation, biological process: long-term synaptic potentiation; cell surface receptor signaling pathway; adenylate cyclase-modulating G protein-coupled receptor signaling pathway. NCBI's taxonomy places the organism in Eukaryota, Metazoa, Chordata, Actinopteri, Cypriniformes, Cobitidae. Gene Ontology annotation, molecular function: corticotrophin-releasing factor receptor activity; G protein-coupled peptide receptor activity; peptide hormone binding.